Nerophis lumbriciformis (worm pipefish) is the source of this 1566-nucleotide messenger RNA. The record is from RefSeq and is a predicted model, not a curated record. NCBI's taxonomy places the organism in Eukaryota, Metazoa, Chordata, Actinopteri, Syngnathiformes, Syngnathidae.
AUGAAUCAGAGUGGAGUGACUGCCGAAACGCCCAAGAGCCCGUGGGGCGUGUCGGCGCCGGCCGCGUCGACGUGCUCGCUGGCGGACGUGAUGAGCGAGCAGCUGGCUAGGCAGCUGCAAGAAGACGACGGCGUCCCGGCCGAGUCAGUCGCCAACGCCGCGUCGUCGUUGUUGCUCGACGACGCCGGGGACACCGCCAGCGACUUGAUGCUGGCCCAGAUGCUUCAGAUGCAGUACGACCGAGAGUUCGACGAUCAGCUGAGGCGGGAGGAGAGGAAGUUCAACGGAGACAGCAAAGUGUCCAUUUCGUUUGAGAACUACCGCAUGGUUCACCCUUACGAGGACAGCGACAGCUCCGAGGACGAGGUGGACUGGCAGGACACUCCGCGUGACCCCUACAGGGCCGCCAAGCCCCAGACGACGCCCAGACGAGGUUUCGCCGGGAAAGGGAAAAACAUCACCACCAAACACGACGCGGAGACGUGCGGCAGGAAGAACACGGCUCGCAUGGAAAACUUCGCUCCCGAGGUGCAAGUGGGCGACGGGCUGGGAAUGGACCUCAAGCUGUCCAAUCGGGUCUUCAACUCGCUCAAGCAACACUGCGUCAGCGAGCAGCGGCGAAGCGCCAGACUGCACGAAAAGAAGGAACACUCCACCGCCGAGCAAGCGGUGGACCCUCGCACUCGUCUGCUCAUGUACAAGAUGGUCAACGCCGGCACGCUGGAGAGCAUCAACGGCUGCAUCAGCACCGGCAAAGAGUCCGUGGUCUUCCACGCCAACGGAGGAAGCCUGGACGAGCGGCCGAUCCCGGACGAGGUGGUCCUGAAGGUCUUCAAGACCACCCUGAACGAGUUCAAGAACCGUGACCGCUACAUCAAAGACGACUACCGCUUCGUCGACCGCUUCACCAAGCUCAACCCGCGCAAGAUCAUCCGCUUGUGGGCCGAGAAGGAGAUGCACAACCUUGCCAGGAUGAAGAAGGCGGGUCUUCCGUGUCCCGACGUGGUUUUGCUAAGGAAGCACAUCCUGGUGAUGUCCUUCAUCGGACAAGAUCACGUCCCCGCCCCGAAACUGAAAGAUGCCGUUUUGAGUGCCGACGACAUGAGGGAAGCCUUCCGGCAGGUUCUGCACAUGAUGAAGACGCUGUUUGUGGAGUGUCAUCUGGUCCACGCUGACCUCAGCGAGUACAACAUGUUGUGGCACCAACAAAAGGUGUGGUUGAUCGACGUCAGCCAGUCGGUGGAGCCGACUCACCCUCACGGCCUGGAGUUCCUCUUUCGCGACUGCAGGAACGUUUCCACGUUCUUCCAGAAACGAGGCGUGAGCGAGGCGCUGGGCAUCUUUGAGCUUUUCAACGCCGUGUCGGGACUCGACAUUCCCAUCGGGGCCGAGAACGAGGCGGAGUUUGUCGCUCAGAUCGUGGCCUUGGAGAAGAGGAACGAGGACCACAUUCAGCGGCGAGGAAAGAAAACCUUCGCGGCGACGGUGUCCGAGGAGGAGGAAGACCACGACGACGAAGAAGAGGAGGGCGGCGACCCUCCGUUAGAAGCCGACGCCCACGACUAA